Molecule: messenger RNA, 2719 nt
Organism: Triticum aestivum (bread wheat)
Lineage: Eukaryota; Viridiplantae; Streptophyta; Magnoliopsida; Poales; Poaceae
Exons: 13
Coding region: 1247-2401 (384 amino acids)
Source: RefSeq, a predicted model, not a curated record
CCCCAGCAAAAGUAGUACUACUUUCCCCCCCACCAGCCACUGCUCACUUCGUCCUCUCCACCACAACUCUAUCCCCACCCCGUCUAGUAUACACUGUUGAAGGCAAACCAGAUCUGGAGGCGAACGGGUGAAGACGGCGACCGGUUCAUCUGCGUCAGUAGCCAAACAGCUAGAGAUUAGUGAGCAUGGAACCACCGGAUCCACCACGAAAAGGGGAUCUGCCAUGUGGACAAUGUGGUGGUGACGGACAGAACAAAAAGCCACCAUCUAGUGGCAAAAUGGAAGGAUCCAUCAAUGGCGACGCUACUGGUGCCGACGGCACUCCACUCGGCGCCGCCAAUGCAUCGGACACGGCUGCCGAAGAACCGGAGAUGGUUAGCCGUGCUGGCCGGAAAAGGAUGCGGGGCCUGGUCAAUGACAACACGACAGUAGGGGAGGACAUGCGCAGAUGUCGGCGUAGGCGUACGCUCGUACUUGUGCCCGGAGAUCCAGCCGCUGGUGGGGAAGUGAUUCCAGUUGUGCCGCCAGUCCUUUCUGCAGAAACUCACUUGCUUCGUGGUAGGGUAGUUAAAUGUACCUGGAGCUGCCAUCAGAUCCAGCGCAUAGGUAUGAGGUACUACACAGAAGUUCAUAGGACUGGCAUGGCGAGCUUGUUAACCACUGCAUUUGAUGGUGAGGCCGACAGGAGGUUCUACGCCUGGCUACUUAGUAGAUUUAGGUGGGAAGACAUGAGCUUCACUUUCCCUGACGGCCAGAUUAGAUAUUUCACCCCCGGAUCCAUCGUUAGAACUUUGGGUCUGAGAAACAGCGGCCGUAAAGUGAGUUUGGUUAAAAUAAAAGCAAAAGAGAGACAUAAUUUAGCUCUCAGAAUCAGGACAAUCCUUGGAAUAGAGACACGGAGCCAUGCCAGGGAUGGGGGGUUGACUAUUAGUGCAGUUGCUGAUGCUAUAAGUAGUAUGAUGAGGGCUGGUGUUUACCCACAUCAAAUCAGGUCUUUCGAGAUAGCGUUCUCGCUGUUAGCCGGUGGUACAUAUGUUGCCCCCAGACAGUCGUACACGUCGAUCAAUUGGGAGCUGCUAGCUUGUGUCCUAUGCAAUCAUGGGACUGGCGAGUACGACCUAGCCGACUGGGUAUUUGAGAUCAUCAGAGCAGCUGUGAAAAAAUACAUAAAGAUCUGGCAGCUGGGGUGAGAACACUGAUAGUAGGAGGCUGCCAUUUGGCUCUCAUUCCAUGGUUCUUCGACUGGAUGGACUUUGGACCAGAUAGUGUAGAGCCAUACACUCUCCCCCGGAUCAGCGUUUACACCGGGCAGGUGUUCAGGAGGCUAAUCUACCUUACAAGAGAGUACCCAACUGUAUUCCCUACAAGGCCUUCUGAUGCAUUCGACCAGGAUAACAAUGUCUGGCAUGCUGUGGUUGGGGGUCCUGGAGGAAUCCUGCGACAUCCGGUGCAAUUGGAGGCGCUGCGAGCAGCACAGCAGGUAGAUGACUGCAGCAGCAGAGCACCCCGCUACAAGCCGCGCAUCGAUAUGGGUGGAGAAAUGCAAGCACCAGAAUGGCAAACCGAAAGCUCAGUAGUAAGGGCUACAGCGAAACAAGCUGAUGCCAAAGGAAAAGGGAUAGCAGAAGAAAGUUCAGAUCCAUCAAACAGCGAUAGCGAUGAUGAAACGAUGGACCCUAGUGUUCGGCUUGGCAUUAAUUUGAUGAGGGCUGACAGGAGAGGGGGACCCAACCUAGCACAGAACGCGCCCACCGGCAUUACGAUUGGAGAUGAUCUAAGCCGAGCACGCAUUACAGGACCACGUAGCAUCAACCGACACAGGCAACGCCUACAGCCUAGGAUCAGCGAUGGUGGUGAAACUGUGUCAAACAUGGCCCGAUUCUCUACUCAGACGUCAUGCAGAGCUGCAAUGCUUCGUAGCAGGGGGGACUACCUCAGAGCCGAGCUACAAGAACUCGAGGAUAAAGCUAAAGCAGACCUUGAAUACGGGGCAAUUCAUGGAAUUCUACCAUCUCAUAGAGGAUCAUCGUCUGCCGCAUUUGACAUGAAUGCUAAGGGAGAGUCUGAACGAGAAAGGAGGGAGCGCGUGCGGAGCUUAUCUGCCGCUGCACUAGCUGUGGUAGAACAAGCAAUUGGCAAUCCAGAACUUUUUGAAGGCAUCUUUGAGCAGGCUCGGGUGAUGCUAUCAGACCUAGGAGUGGAAGGGUACAACGAAGAUCAUGGAACGGGAGUUGACGCAAAUGGGAACAACACGCCACAGAGAGAUGAUGAUGAUCGCAUAAACUGGGAAGAGCUGGAACAUAGCAGCCAGGAACACCGUCAGCAAAUCAGUAGCCAGGGUGUGGGGGCAUUGAUUGUCACUGACAGCAACCUGGGAGCACUUGUGAAAGCAAGUGAGUAGGCAGUGACGAGUCGGAGUCCGUUUUAUGAGAAAUUUAACAACAUAGAUGGAAGGAAUCUACUGCCCUUGUUUGACGAGGAUGAUGUAGACGACGAGUUGUCAUAUGUUCCACCGGGGGUGCCUACUGAAUACAUAAUCGAUGAAGAUGAAUCAACGGACUUGGAUGAAGAGUUCCUUGCCGUGGCAUCACAAGUGCCGAUCGACUACAUGGAAGAAGAUGAGCAAAUGGAGAUGGAUCAAAUUUGGUGGGGUUAUAUAAUUUAACUGAUUUACUAGCUUCAUUGAACACAUGCAUCCGGUGGAUUGCGUGGAUCGAAG